This is a messenger RNA of Eufriesea mexicana, 1449 nucleotides long. It is a transcript of the gene Tango4, whose product is annotated as transport and golgi organization 4. Gene Ontology annotation, molecular function: protein binding. Gene Ontology annotation, biological process: mRNA splicing, via spliceosome. The transcript has 10 exons. NCBI's taxonomy places the organism in Eukaryota, Metazoa, Arthropoda, Insecta, Hymenoptera, Apidae. The record is from RefSeq and is a predicted model, not a curated record. Gene Ontology annotation, cellular component: precatalytic spliceosome; Prp19 complex; catalytic step 2 spliceosome. The coding region runs from base 62 to 1441 and encodes 459 amino acids.
CAAAUCUCGAAAUACUUUUAAGUUUAUAUUACAUUUAAUUUAAACAUUUAUAUUCACAGAAAUGGAUGUACAAAGGCAUUCUGUACAUACUCUUGUAUUUCGUUCUUUAAAAAGGACACAUGAUAUGUUUUUAUUAAAUCAAGGUAAUUUACCACCUGUGGAUCCUAAUUUACAAAAAAUGAAAAAAUCUGUAAAAGCAAAAGAUUCUUAUGGCCCUGUACUAGAGCGUGUCAAGAAUAACAAUAUAAUAAAAACACAAAAUGAAAAUGAAAAUAUGGAUCCUCCUCCACCAGGAGAUGAAUCUUUUGGAGGAAAUAAUAAUGGUGCAGUUGUACCUUAUAAUCCUACACAAAACAAUAGUAUAGUGGUAACCAGUCAAGCAAAUUCAGGAGGAAAUGCGCUUAAUAUUGCAUUACUUAUACCACAAAAGAAAACACCAUCUAUGGCAAAACCAAAGUGGCAUGCACCAUGGAAAUUGUAUAGAGUUAUUAGUGGCCAUCUUGGUUGGGUAAGAUGUUGUGCUGUUGAACCAGGAAAUGAGUGGUUUGCUACAGGUUCAGCAUCAGCAGAUAGAGUAAUUAAAAUAUGGGAUCUUGCAAGUGGUAAAUUGAAAGUUUCUUUAACUGGUCACAUAAGUAGUGUUCGUGGACUUGCAUUUUCUCAAAGGCAUCCAUAUCUAUUUUCUUGUGGAGAAGAUCGACAAGUAAAAUGUUGGGACCUUGAGUACAACAAGGUUAUAAGACAUUACCAUGGUCAUUUAUCAGCUGUUUAUUCCAUGGCAUUACAUCCUAGUAUUGAUGUAUUAGUAACUGCAGGUAGAGAUUCUACUGCAAGGGUAUGGGAUAUGCGGACUAAAGCAAAUGUACAUACACUAGUUGGUCAUACUAACACAGUUGCUAGUGUAAUUUGUCAAACAGCUGAACCACAGAUAAUUACUGGAAGUCAUGACUGUACUAUACGAUUAUGGGAUUUAGCUGCUGGAAAAUCUAAAGCUACCUUAACAAAUCAUAAAAAGAGUGUAAGAGCUGUAACUUUUCAUCCAUCAUUAUAUAUGUUUGCAUCUGCAUCUCCAGAUAAUAUUAAACAAUGGAAAUGCCCAGAAGGAAAAUUUAUUCAAAAUUUAUCUGGACAUAACGCCAUAGUUAAUUGCCUGGCUGUUAAUCCUGAUGGUGUGUUAGUUUCUGGAGCAGAUAAUGGUACCAUGCAUCUUUGGGAUUGGAGAACAGGAUAUAAUUUUCAACGUUUACAAGCACCUGUACAACCAGGUUCAAUGGAUAGUGAAGCUGGAGUAUUUAGUAUUACAUUUGACAUGUCUGGUACUCGCAUGAUUACAACAGAAGCAGACAAAACAAUCAAAAUUUAUAAAGAAGAUGAUACUGCUACUGAAGAAACACAUCCUGUGAAUUGGAGACCAGAUAUAAUAAAGAGAAGAAAAUAUUAAGCGUUUUU